AAAGCAUCAGUUUGCACUUCUACUCAACAAGUCGGCAGCCAAAAGUGAGGACGAGAGAGCGACUCCACGUAGCGGCGCCAGGCGCGAGCCCAAGACAACCAGAGGCGGUCACUAGGUAUACGCCCUUCUCUUCUUUCCACGCUUCUCGAGAGGCUCCCGCGGCCAGAACCGGAAAACAAGGAGUAACAGUCGCGUUUCAAAUCUCGCAGACCUGCUGGCCGAUCUCGAGUCUUCUGAAAGAGGAAGGCGAGCAAAGCCAAAAUGUUCCCAGAGCCCGAACCCAAACACCGAUCGCCGCUGGGGUCCAAGCGCCCUUCAACUCCGCCCGCUAGUGCCCAAGAUUACCGGGAAGGAAUUCAACGAAUCAGUGGUGAGGUGCCGCCGCCAUGCUUACUACGGGCGGAAAUUUGAGAGAAAGCUUCGCACCGGUAGGAAAACUGACGAGCAACCGAGCACGAUUGGAAAGGUUGACGAUAGUGGUUAAGUGGCUCGGCCUUGCCCUCAGUUAAAAUGGCAAUUUUAGUUGCUUCACUGAUAUGGAAUCGGCGAGGCGCCAAGGAGGCUUCCUGCGUGGGGCCGCAGAGCGAGUCGGGAAACGAUUUUAAACUGAAGAGGCGGCGGAGGGCCGAAUUGCCUUUUCUCAACGGCUUGAUUUCAGAGCUGGGCUGGUCUCUGACAGGCUCAGCUGGAGAGGGACGGGUUGGGACGCGCUGUCCUUUUGCCCUUCCCUCUCCGCGAGCAGAAGCUGACUCCGCAGGAGCGAGGGUCGCAGAGCUGGGGGAUUUCAGUCUCCACAUAGUUUUGGAGCCGGACUUUUGAAGAAUGAUUCAUGAAUCCGGAAUGGGUGACAGCGUCAUCACGACAUUUUAUUGACAGACCAUGGAUUCUUACAAUGCACCAGAAUCAACUCCUAGUGCAUCCUCAAGACCUGAAGAUUACUUUAUAGGUGCCACUCCUCUGCAGAAACGAUUAGAAUCGGUCAGGAAGCAGAGUUCAUUUAUCCCGACUCCACCUCGAAGGAAAAUUCCCCAGUGUUCGCAGUUGCAGGAAGAUGUUGACCCUCAAAAGGUUGCAUUCCUUCUGCAUAAACAGUGGACUUUAUAUAGUUUAACUCCCUUAUAUAAAUUCUCCUAUAGUAAUCUCAAAGAGUAUUCUAGACUUCUCAAUGCUUUUAUUGUUGCUGAAAAGCAAAAAGGACUUGCUGUGGAAGUGGGAGAAGACUUCAACAUCAAAGUGAUUUUUUCUACUCUCCUAGGAAUGAAAGGAGCACAAAGGGACCCGGAAGCAUUUCUUGUCCAGAUUCUGUCAAAAUCUCAAUUGCCAUCUGAGAAUAGACAAGGUAAAGUGUUGUGGACUGGCUGGUUCUGCUGUAUAUUUGGAGACAGUCUUCUGGAGACUGUUUCAGAAGAUUUCACCUGUCUGCCCUUAUUCCUUGCAAAUGGAGCAGAGUCUAACACAGCAAUAAUUGGAACUUGGUUUCAGAAAACCUUUGACUGUUAUUUCAGUCCUUUAGCAAUCAAUGCAUUUAAUCUUUCCUGGAUGGCUGCCAUGUGGACUGCAUGCAAAAUGGACCAUUAUGUGGCUACUACUGAAUUUCUUUGGUCUGUACCCUGUAGCCCUCAAAGUCUGGACAUUUCUUUUGCAAUACAUCCAGAGGAUGCAAAAGCUCUAUGGGACAGUGUCCACAAAACACCUGGGGAGGUUACCCAGGAAGAAGUUGACCUAUUCAUGGACUGCCUUUAUUCACAUUUCCAUAGACAUUUCAAAAUUCAUUUAUCAGCCACAAGAUUAGUUCGUGUUUCAACAUCUGUAGCUUCAGCACAUACUGAUGGAAAAAUAAAGAUUCUGUGUCAUAAAUACCUUAUUGGAGUGUUAGCAUAUUUGACAGAACUGGCAAUUUUUCAAAUUGAGUGAAGCCUUAUGUGGACUAUAAGUUAUAGAUUAUAUACUCUUAUUGAUAACUUGCCUAAUUGCUAUGCUGAAAGAGACUGCAGGAGAAAUAGGCAUCUAUCUCUGCAUCUGUUUUCCCCACCAUGCCUUUGGAGUUGCCAAGAUGGAAGCCAAGAAGGAUCUAGAAGAACAAAGAAUAUGGUAGUAGAUGAGCCACAGCCAGGUGCCCAUGUACUAAUCAUGAUAACCUGACAUGCCAUUCUCAAAAUGCUGCGUUGUUAAUUUCUUGUCAUCUUUAAAUAUAUAUAUAUAUAGGCUGGGCUUGGUGGCUCACACCUGUAAUUCCAGCACUUUGGGAGGCUGAGGUGGGUGGAUCAUUUGAGGCCAGGAAUUCAAGACCAGCCUGGCCAACAUGGUGAAACCCCUUCUCUACUGAAAAUACAAGAAUUAGCUGGGCGUGGUGGCACAUGCCUAUAAUCCCAGCUACUGGGGAGGCUGAGGCAGGAGAAUCGUUUGAACCCAGAAGACAGGCUGCAGCAAGCCAAGAUUGCACCACUGCACUCCAGCCUGGGCAACAAAGUGAGACUCUGCCUCAAAAAAUAAAAAAGAAAUAAAAUAAAUAAAUAUAGCGUUUAUUAUGUUUAAACUCUUAGGAUUCAAAUGAGAUGUAUCUAAUGGAUAUUUCUGAUUUGGGUCUUUAAAACCUUUAAUCUCUUUUAAGCAUUUUAGACUUGCAUUCAGUAAGAAUUCUGUCUUCUAAAGACGUUUUCCUAGCAUUUCACUGCGGAGAACUGGCAAUCAAAAUCCCCUCAAAAGGGAACUAAAGAUUAAUAUACACAUUUUUUUAGUCACUAAUAUGCUUCUGUUUUAAAUACAGUUCAACUCCUGUUGCAAUGUUGAAUUAAAUGUUUAUUUUAAAAUGAA
This is a messenger RNA of Gorilla gorilla gorilla (western lowland gorilla), 2814 nucleotides long. RefSeq names its product centromere protein L (gene CENPL). The record is from RefSeq and is a predicted model, not a curated record. NCBI's taxonomy places the organism in Eukaryota, Metazoa, Chordata, Mammalia, Primates, Hominidae. The transcript has 6 exons. The coding region runs from base 880 to 1914 and encodes 344 amino acids.